This is a messenger RNA of Aegilops tauschii subsp. strangulata, 793 nucleotides long. Its product is annotated as small ribosomal subunit protein eS24z. Gene Ontology annotation, molecular function: structural constituent of ribosome. Lineage: Eukaryota; Viridiplantae; Streptophyta; Magnoliopsida; Poales; Poaceae. Gene Ontology annotation, cellular component: ribosome. Gene Ontology annotation, biological process: translation. The record is from RefSeq and is a predicted model, not a curated record.
ACAUGCUCAGGCGCAUAGCCCUCCCCUCUUCCCUACCUCCGCUUUCCUCCCUCUCGCGCCGCCGCCGCCGCUGCCGCCACCUCCGCAGGCAGCCCACCGCGAAGCGAGGUCGAAUCAGCCAUGGCAGACGCCAAGGCCACGACGGCGGUCACCCUCCGCACCCGCAAGUUCAUGACCAACCGCCUGCUCGCCCGUAAGCAGUUCGUGCUCGAGGUCAUCCACCCGGGCCGCGCCAACGUCUCCAAGGCGGAGCUGAAGGAGAGGCUCGCCAAGGUGUACGAGGUGAAGGACCCCAACUGCAUCUUCGUCUUCAAGUUCCGCACCCACUUCGGAGGCGGCAAGUCCUCCGGAUUCGGUCUCAUCUACGACAACCUCGAGUCCGCCAAGAAGUUCGAGCCCAAGUACCGCCUCAUCAGGAAUGGCCUUGCUACCAAGGUAGAGAAGUCACGCAAGCAGAUCAAGGAAAGGAAGAACAGGACAAAGAAGAUCCGUGGUGUGAAGAAGACCAAGGCCGGAGAUGCCAAGAAGAAAUAAGAACAUUUCUGUCUUCAUCUUUUCACUAUCAGCCUUUGCUUGGUUUAGGACGGUAUCCCUGUGGCAAUGUUGCUGAGUGCUUAAUUAUGACUAGAAAAGACUAUGCCAUUUGUGUCAUCUCCCGCUAUGUUAAGAGGCAUUUUGUAGUAUCUUAUGCUAAGAUUUUGAGGAACUUGGUCAGACUAUCUCAUAUACACCUGUUGUCGUUGUUCUUGGUUUCGGCCAUUAAUCAGUCAAAAUGCAUUGUGUGCUUUAUUUA